GCGGCGCGUCCACCGUCACAAGGAGCACUGAGCGCCGCUGCCUGCAGGGAACGCUUUAUAAAGAGCUAAAUUUACCCGAACUUUACGUUGUUUCCUGAGCUCUCACAUUGGACGGGGCGCGCUCGGGUUAGAGACUUAUAAAGGUUCCGAGGACCUUCCUUUCACUUUUAAACUCCACACGGUUCAUGUCUCCGGAGCGGCACGGAAAUCUGACUUUUGAGCAGAGAUAUAGUUCUUAUUUCCACAAACCCUGUGCCUUAUCCGGGGUGAUGCUGCCGUCAUUUUCGACAUUCUCAAACCAAAGAGAGAAAACGUGGGAAAACAGGUGGAAAGGAGACACGGACAAACUAGUCUCCGCCAGCUGCUCCAUGCUUGAAAUGGUACACAACCUGGACAAUCACAGCAAAAGAGACGACGAGGAUCUGAGCAAUUACUUGGAUCUGGAUUUUAUUCUCGCCAACACGACCGGCUCCUCAGACAGCCCGGGGGAGUUUGUGGGCACAGCCGACUUCAGCAUGUACGCCGCGGGCACCUCGGCGCCGUCCUACGCGGCAGACGACCACCGCUCCCCGCCGCCGCCGUACGGCGCCAGCCUCAUGACGGAGCUGCUCCGCUCCGAAGGAAACACCACCAACAACAACAACAACUACGGCAUUACGCGCAACCACUGCCUCCAGGGGAGGUUUCAUGUCAACGCGGCGCACUUUCCCCGCCAGGACAUCAAAGUGGAGCCCCCGAUGGAAGGCUACGGCCCCGUUUUGGGCAUGGUGCCCCAGAGCUGCAGCAAAAUCAAGCAAGAAGGCAACGUUUCGUGCAUGAUGUCCUUCGAGCAGCCGCGGGUGGCCAUCUCCCCGCGCGCAGCCAGCAACAUGACCCCUCCUCUGAGCCCCGAGGACCAGGGCGUUUCGGACUGCCAGGCACAGCUGUGCCAGCCCAUGAACUACUCACAGAAGUACCACGCUGCAUUCCCGCACCACCCUCAGGCCCCCCACAUGCAAAUGUCCUACCACCCUGCGCACGCCGCCUUCGGCAUGUACGACGAGGGUCUCAACGUGCAGCCGGGCGCGCAGAGGGUGAUGCUCACGCCGCCCUCCUCUCCCCUCGAGCUGCUGGACUCCAAGCCCAAGAGAGGACGACGGACGUGGCCGCGGAAGCGCACGGCGUCGCACACCUGCAGCUACGCGGGCUGCGGAAAAACCUACACCAAGAGCUCACACCUGAAGGCUCACCUGCGAACUCACACCGGUGAGAAGCCGUACCACUGCAGCUGGGAAGGCUGUGGGUGGAAAUUCGCCCGCUCCGACGAGCUGACCCGUCAUUUCCGCAAACACACCGGUCACCGGCCCUUCCAGUGUCACCUGUGCGAGCGCGCCUUCUCCAGGUCUGACCACCUGGCACUUCACAUGAAGAGACACAUGUGAAGGUGCUCACAUCAGGACUUUGAGGGGGGGUUGUGUUAUUUUCGUAUCUAUUGUUUUUUAUGUAUUUUUUAUUUAAAUUGCUGUCCAAAUGACCAAUGACCAAUGACCUUUUUUUUAUAUGUAAUAUUGAAUGGAAAAGUUUUGGUGGUUUUAUCUUCUCAAUCUAAUAAUGUAGCUGGUACUACUUUGGUUCAAUACAGGCUUUAGAAAAGCUUUGUUUGCUUUAGAACAGGGAGACCAAGAAGGGGCUGGCCCAGUACAUAUAUACUACUCUUCUUUGACAGAUCGGGGAACGCUGUGUUUGACACAAAAGUGCCUUUCCACGACUGUGCUACUGUAAAACUUGUAGUAGAACGACACGGCCACAAAACAGUACAUGUCCUUAAUGACAGGGGUGAAAUGCACGUCGUUGACUAACACGUGCAGAGACAAUGUUUUAUUUAAACUGCCUCAAUGUCUGAAUGGCCUGAACUGCUUUAUUUUAUUGAUCAUUCCUAUUUGGGGUAGCUUUUGUCCUCUCUGGUGUGAAACUCCUGGAUCCAGUCCCUGUGUUCGCUAUCAGGGCUUGAUGCCCUGUGCAUUAUUUUUCACUUAAAUUUAUAUAAAUAUGUACAUGGUUUUUAUACUGUAAAAUGUAUAUUUAUUGUAAAUAUUAAAAACAAUGAAAUUGAA
This is a messenger RNA of Gasterosteus aculeatus aculeatus (three-spined stickleback), 2093 nucleotides long. It is a transcript of the gene klf2b, whose product is annotated as Kruppel like factor 2b. NCBI's taxonomy places the organism in Eukaryota, Metazoa, Chordata, Actinopteri, Perciformes, Gasterosteidae. Gene Ontology annotation, molecular function: DNA-binding transcription factor activity, RNA polymerase II-specific; RNA polymerase II cis-regulatory region sequence-specific DNA binding. The record is from RefSeq and is a predicted model, not a curated record. Gene Ontology annotation, biological process: regulation of transcription by RNA polymerase II.